AUCGCCCAUUCAGUCACAAUACCACCCUUGGUGGCCGCGGCGCGAGUGAGACUUUCCAACGAAUAGUGUUAACCGAACCAGGAAUUGGGAUUACGUGAUUAUCAUGAAGGGACCACUCAGUGUCCUGACAGCCGUGCUGCUGAUCGCGGCUGCCAGUUCCCAGGAUGCCUCCGAUUAUCUUCUCACUGGAUACUCCAAUCCCAUGAGCAGUAGUCUGGCCCAUCAAUUCUUUAACUUGGCUGCUACACAAAACUACCUCCCCUCCAAUGGAACCCAGCUGAUGAUCCAGGGUUAUGAGACCCGGGACGAUGAGGAAGAUCUGUGCCAGCGGGACAUCAAUCGUAUUCGAGAUGGUUUGAAUAACUUGGAGGAAUGGGCCAUGGAAUUUCCGGAUACAUGGGGCCGCCUGCCGAUCGGUCUCUUCUGGGGUCACACCAUCAGUAUGGGUCAGUACGAGGAGUGUGUGGCUGCCGAGAGUACAUAUGGCACUGAACUCCGAGGUCAGUACUGUCUGGCCUCCUUGAACAUCACAACGUUCUACCAAAAGAUUAAGAAACGCGGCCAUGAAAAUCCAACUGCCAGGAUCAGUUACAAGCAAACGGAUCCGCAGGUCUUUGAGUUGGGAAUUUGUGUUCCAAAGACCUGCAGUGCCACUCAGACCAAUGACCUGCUUAAGACUGUUAUUUCGCACUUUUAUGGCGAUGAUGUCGUUAAUCUAACCCAGACAAUGGUCACAGAGACGCGUUGCAAGUAUGAUGCCCCCAUCGAAUUGCGUGGAAUUGAUAUUUUCGCCAUAAUUUUCUUCUCGCUCAUCAUUUUCUUCAUGAUAGCUGCCAGUGUCUAUGAUUAUGUACAGACCCGUAAUGGAGCUGAAAAGAAACCCCUGUUUUUGGCCUUCUCCGUCCUCCACAACGCUCCCAAGAUCUUCACCGUCAAGAAGGUGAACAAUCCCAAUGUCAUCCAUUGCCUGAACGGCUUGCGUUGCUUCAGCAUGAUGUGGGUGGUCUUCGGUCACGGCUACAUGACCUUCUAUGAUCUGCCGCACAUCAACAAGAACAAGUUCUACACCUGGGUGGAGACCCCCUACUCAAUGCUCGUCCAGAACGGAUCCCUUUGCGUGGACACAUUCUUCUUCAUGUCCGGUUUGCUGAUGUGCUGGGGAGCCUUCCGAGAGCUGGAGAGGACCAAGGGCAAGCUGAACAUCCCGAUGAUGUACUUCCAUCGUUACAUCCGUCUGACGCCAGUGGUGGCUGUGGUGGUACUCUACAUCAUGUCCCUGUACAAGUACUCUGGAGAGGGUCCCAUGUGGUUCAAGCUGGGCACCCAGGAUAAGCGUUGCGAGGACACCUGGUGGGCCACUCUGCUCUACGUCCAGAACUACGCCUUCCCCUACAGCAUUUGCAUCUCCCAAUCCUGGUAUCUAGCUGUGGACACCCAGCUGUACUUCCUGUCGCCUCUGUUCCUCAUUCCCUUGUGGAAGUGGGGCAAGAAGGCUCUCGUCCCGAUUGUGAUCUUCCUGAUCUUGUGCCUCGGCUGCACCUUUGCCACCUUUAUGUACAACGACUUUACGCUGUUCCGCGUCCAGGACGACCAUGUGGAUCUCCGCCAGAGGCUGACCUACUACCCGACCCACACACGCAUUCCCACCUGGCUGAUCGGCGUGAUCUUCGGCUACUUCCUGUUCACCAAGAACCGCGGACGCCAGAUUAAGAUGAGCAAGCCCGUGGUGUUGGCUGGAUGGUUCGUGGCCUUCGGCACGAUGCUGGCCUGCAUGUGGGGACCCUACUGGCGCAUCCUGCCCGACACCCCCGACUCUCCAUUGAUCGAGGGCGCCUUUUUCGAGCCCCUGAGCAGGACCUCCUGGGCCCUGGCCAUCGGCUGGAUCGUGUGGGCCUGCUACAAUGGUCACGGUGGUCUCGUCAACGACUUCCUCUCCUGGGGCUUCUUCACCGGCUUCAGUCGUCUCACCUACUGCAUGUACGUCAUCCAUCGCAUCGUCCAGCUGGUCAACGCCGCCCGUCUCCAAACAGACACCCACUUCUCCAACUAUGAUGCCGUUCUCCGCUGGUGGCACGACUUUGGCAUCACCCUCACCGCCUCCAUCUUCGCCACCCUGGCCUUCGAGGCUCCCAUUCUGGGCAUUGAGAAGGCCAUCUUCGGUGGCAACAAAAAGCCGGCAGCCAAGAAGCCAACUCCCGGUGAGCUGGCCAGGUCAGCUCCGGUGGCCACUCCAACUCCCACUGCUGCUGUGGUGGAGCAGGAGCCCGAGAAGAAGCCCGUAGAGGAGAUCACGGCGGAUAUCACUCCAGCACCCACACCCGCCAGUGUCGAGAAUCCAUCCAAUGCCUAGGCGAUACUUUUUUUU
Molecule: messenger RNA, 2365 nt
Organism: Drosophila bipectinata
Lineage: Eukaryota; Metazoa; Arthropoda; Insecta; Diptera; Drosophilidae
Product: nose resistant to fluoxetine protein 6
Molecular function (GO): acyltransferase activity, transferring groups other than amino-acyl groups
Source: RefSeq, a predicted model, not a curated record